UCCACCUCCAUCGCCUAUUUUAACUUCCAGUGGCUCCUCCCAACUGGAACAUCCAAUCUCCCCUGCAACACAUUCCUUCCUGAAUUGUCAUUCAUUCCUCCUCUAGCCAUGUUUGCUGCUCGUCGUCUUACUGCCGGUGUCCCUCGCGCCUUGUCCCAGAGGGCCCUUUUCCACAGCACCGCGCCGGCUUUUGUUCAGAAGGGGGACGCCAUCCCCGACCUGGACGUCCUGGUCGAGGACUCGCCCGGUAACAAGGUCAACCUCGCCAAGGAGCUCAAAGGAAAGGGCAUCAUUGUUGGUGUGCCGGCUGCUUUCAGCCCCGCGUGCUCCAGCACUCACAUCCCAGGAUACAUCAAGCAUCCCAAGCUUAAGGAGGCCGGCCAGGUUUUCGUCGUUGCAGUCAAUGACCCCUUCGUGACCAAGGCUUGGGCUUCCUCCCUUGAUCCCGAGGGCAAGAGCGGCAUUCGCUUCCUGGGUGACCCCUCCGGCAAGUUCUCCAAGGCUCUUGAUGUAACUUUCGACAGCGCUUCGAUCUUCGGAAACAACCGCAGCAAGCGUUAUGCGCUGGUUGUCGAGGACGGAAAGGUCAAAGAGGCUUUCGUGGAGCCCGACAACAUCGGUCUUGACGUCUCUGCGGCCGAGAAGAUCUUGGGCUAAACCAGCUCCGGGUACCAGCACACCCAGGACUGUUAUAUAUCUAGGCUCCUAUACAUGACAGUGAAUCAUAAUAAUUGUUUUGAUAUAAAUCUAUUUGCAAAAACCAUAGCCAGCGAAAAAAAUUAGUCAUAACCGGCAGCGCAAAGCCAUGAUGUCGAAUAACCCAACGCCCGACGGCAUGCCAUCAGAGAGCAUGUCAACCCCCAGGAUAUAUCCACCUCCGAUUCUUGCGGUCCGAACCUAGCC
This is a messenger RNA of Aspergillus sclerotioniger CBS 115572, 903 nucleotides long. Its product is annotated as peroxiredoxin family protein. Gene Ontology annotation, cellular component: cytosol; cytoplasm; mitochondrion. Bases 109 to 657 code for a protein of 182 amino acids. Gene Ontology annotation, biological process: cell redox homeostasis; cellular response to oxidative stress; hydrogen peroxide catabolic process. The transcript is spliced from 5 exons. The record is from RefSeq and is a predicted model, not a curated record. Lineage: Eukaryota; Fungi; Ascomycota; Eurotiomycetes; Eurotiales; Aspergillaceae. Gene Ontology annotation, molecular function: thioredoxin peroxidase activity.